CGGAAGCACAACAUUGACGCAAAGCGGCGUGGUGGUAAAUAGUUACGUUUAUUGAAAAAAAAGUGGAUAAAUGCCACUUUAUUGACUUUAGUCCACUUUCUUGUUGCUUUAUUAUGAGUUUACGCGCUCGACUGAGAAAUGUCAUGGACGAUGAGGAAGCUCUGCUCUUGGACGGCGGAUUAGCAACCGAAUUGGAGGCUCAAGGUGCACAUUUACAGGGAGAUCCACUGUGGAGCGCCAGGCUGUUGCACACCAACCCCCAAGCUAUCACAGCUGCUCAUCAGAGCUUCCUUCUGAGUGGUGCUGACGUCAUCACCAGCGCCACCUACCAGGCCACCAUCCAAGGCUUCAUCCAACACUUGGGCGUCGGUUCGGACGCCAGCAGGGAAUUGCUGGCGUCCGGGUUUCGUCUGGCCCAAGAAUCUGCGACGACGUUUGGUUCUCAUCAGCCGGCGGCCCGUCCUGUGGUGGUGGCGGCGUCCGUGGGGCCCUACGGAGCCUUUCUGCAUGACGGCUCAGAGUACAGUGGCGGGUAUGCUGACAAAAUGAACAUAGAGGAGUUGAAAGCUUGGCAUCGGCCUCAGCUGGAGUGUUUGGCAGCGUCAGGAGCGGACGUCUUCGCCUUGGAGACCAUCCCGAGCGUCAAGGAGGCAGAAGCAUUGGCAGAGCUGCUCCGGGAAUUCCCAAACUGCGACGCCUGGAUCUCCUUCUCUUGUAAGGACGGGAUGCGUUUGUCGGACGGCACGCCGUUCCAAGACGCCGUCCGUGCGGCGGGCAGGUCCUCGCAGGUCCUGGCAGUGGGCAUCAACUGUUGUCCUCCAGAGCGGGUGGAGCCUCUGCUGAAGUCGGUCGUGGCCCUGAGGAGCCCUGAUAGGAGAUGGGUGGUGUACCCCAACAGCGGAGAGGAGUGGGACACCCGACGGGGAUGGCAAACAUCAGGGAAAACGUCAGCGACGAUACCAGCUCUAAGUGACACGUGGAUCAAGCAAGGGGCGGCUUUAAUCGGGGGUUGCUGCCGCGUUCGUCCAGAUCAAAUCGGCGAGCUGAGGCGGCACUUACAAGGACGUCGCCCGACGGCGGAAGCGUGACACUAAAAAUGAAGCUUUCAUCAAAAUCAUUUUUUUUUUAUCAUGGAAAUAAAUGAGAACUGAACAUGGAUGUAAAUAUUGUAAAAUUUAAUACCUCUUUUGAGCUACAAAAACAAAAGAUGAAAAAAGGUAACAUGAAAGCCGUGUUUUGUACAAUAAACAUCACAAUGCAUCAGCAUGGA
This is a messenger RNA of Phycodurus eques (leafy seadragon), 1270 nucleotides long. RefSeq lists its product as uncharacterized. Gene Ontology annotation, molecular function: S-adenosylmethionine-homocysteine S-methyltransferase activity; zinc ion binding. The record is from RefSeq and is a predicted model, not a curated record. Lineage: Eukaryota; Metazoa; Chordata; Actinopteri; Syngnathiformes; Syngnathidae. The transcript is spliced from 7 exons. Gene Ontology annotation, biological process: S-methylmethionine cycle. The coding region runs from base 114 to 1088 and encodes 324 amino acids.